GGCCACAGCUGCCAGAGGAAACAGCAGCCCCCGCCACUCCAUCCAUACAAAGUGGACAACGCCUCCUCCACCUCCAAAACCAAACUCGUCAGAAAAACAAGAACAAAGGGUGCACGCACUCACGCACCAGAAACACAACAAAACACACUUGCACAUUAAUAUUAAUAUUAAUGGCUUCUUUGGUUCUACCAUCUCCGACGUCGUCUUCGACCUCCACUGCACCAUCAUCUACAUCUUCCUCAUCAUCUUCUAUCUUUUGUGGCCGCAGAAGCCUCGCUGGCAAGCCUCUCUCAGCCGCAAACGCUCCGUACGCCGUCAAAUGUGAAAUCACUCAACCAUUGAAUGGAAGGCCUUGUGUGCCAAUCAUAAAUGAUCAAGUCCUCCCAAAAUUCUUGCAAUCAAAGCGGCUGCAGAAGGCGGUUGAUAGAAAUGAAACCAGGCUGAAAAUAUUUUCUGGGACCGCUAAUCCUGCUCUUUCUCAGGAAAUUGCUUGGUACAUGGGCCUCAACCUGGGAAAAGUUAAUAUCAAGAGGUUUGCUGAUGGUGAAAUUUAUGUUCAGUUGCAAGAGAGUGUUAGAGGCUGUGAUGUGUUCUUAGUCCAAGCCACCUGCCCUCCAGCCAAUGAGAAUCUUAUGGAGCUUUUGGUGAUGAUAGAUGCUUGUCGAAGAGCUUCAGCCAAAAACAUCACGGCAGUGAUUCCAUACUUUGGAUAUGCUAGAGCAGAUAGAAAGACACAAGGUCGAGAGUCUAUUGCUGCCAAAUUAGUAGCAAACCUUAUCACUGAAGCAGGUGCAGACCGUGUUCUUGCUUGUGAUCUUCACUCAGGGCAAUCAAUGGGUUACUUUGAUAUACCAGUGGACCAUGUGUACUGUCAGCCUGUCAUUCUUGAUUACCUUGCUAGCAAGGAGGUUUCUUCGAAUGAUUUAGUUGUGGUCUCACCUGAUGUUGGAGGAGUUGCUAGAGCCCGUGCUUUUGCUAAAAAGUUAUCUGAUGCACCUUUAGCAAUUGUUGAUAAAAGGCGACAUGGCCACAAUGUGGCUGAGGUAAUGAAUUUGAUUGGUGAUGUUAAAGGGAAAGUUGCUGUUAUGGUGGAUGAUAUGAUUGAUACAGCAGGGACCAUUGCAAAAGGAGCAGCUCUUUUGCAUGAUGAAGGGGCAAGGGAAGUGUAUGCAUGCUGCACUCAUGCAGUCUUCAGCCCACCUGCAGUUGAGAGGUUGUCAAGUGGCCUGUUUCAAGAAGUUAUAGUUACAAACACAAUUCCAGCAAUUGAGAAGAAUUAUUUCCCGCAGUUAACUGUACUUUCAGUUGCAAACCUGUUGGGUGAGACCAUUUGGCGCGUUCAUGAUGACUGUUCUGUGAGUAGCAUAUUUCAGUGAACUAGAAGACAAUAAGAAGAUAGUUAAUUCUUGAUAAGAGCUUACUGAACUGAGGGUAGUUGAAAAUUUAGCAUUUUCUCUCUCUUUUACUCAGACAUCAUUGCGCAUGCUUUACCAUGAACCUCUCCUCCCAUUCUUUUGGGUUAAUCUUUAUCCGGCCAUGCAAAACCCCACCAACCAUUGCCAUACUUUUUAACUAAAAUUCCCGGCGACAACUCUUUGGUGGACGUUGGUUGAUAGCGAUAUCAGUUUUGAGUUUGAUAUAGCUAAUUUCCUUCUUUAUUGCCCCCUGCUUCUUUUUCUUUUUUGUUCGUCUGCCCUCCUGGAGAAAAUUGAUGCUGAUGUUGAUGAUAAAUAUGUAGCCUGAGCAGAUUGGCAAACAUAGCCUACUCAAAUCUGCCUUAUCUAGAAAAUUGAGACAAUGCAUUUGGACCCUGCAGCAAAUGCUUAAGAGUAGAACUAGCAUUUCAUCUGGAUGCUUUUUAUAGACUUUGGAACUUGUUUAAGCUCAUCCGUUUACUUGUAAUUUCCUUUGCCUGACAUCCACUGCCCCCAUGGUGGUGGAGGUCUAGCUGCUGUAGUGCUAUGUUAGGCUGCUGUACUAUGAUCCUAUGAUGCCUCUGGGUCUCUUUACAGUUACACAAUAUGGAACCCAUGGGUGCAUCUUUCAUGAAGCUCUAUUAGCAUUUCAUCUUGUUUUUAGAUGAUCAAAA
Coffea arabica (coffee) is the source of this 2089-nucleotide messenger RNA. Its product is annotated as ribose-phosphate pyrophosphokinase 1. Gene Ontology annotation, biological process: 5-phosphoribose 1-diphosphate biosynthetic process; purine nucleotide biosynthetic process; ribonucleoside monophosphate biosynthetic process. The record is from RefSeq and is a predicted model, not a curated record. Gene Ontology annotation, molecular function: magnesium ion binding; ribose phosphate diphosphokinase activity. Gene Ontology annotation, cellular component: ribose phosphate diphosphokinase complex; cytoplasm. Lineage: Eukaryota; Viridiplantae; Streptophyta; Magnoliopsida; Gentianales; Rubiaceae.